UUCAUUCGGAACGAAUAAAGUUGUCUGUGCUGUGACGUAUGUCUCGCUCAAAUCGAAAACCUGCUCAGUCACGCUGUGUUGUUAUUCAAUAUGGCUGCGGGGAAACGGGUUGUUCUUGUAACCGGCAGUUCGAGGGGAAUCGGAGCCGAAACUGCUAAAGGAUUUGCAAAGGAAGGAGCCUCAUUGUGCAUCACUGGGUUACCAUCCCAGAAAGAUGAAUUGGCAGAAGUUGCAAAAGUUUGCAAAGAAAAUGGAUCUCCGCAUGUAUUGGAAGUAGCAGCUGAUCUAAGAAAACAAGAAGAUAUGGAUUUGUUGAUGAAUGAAACGAUCAAGACGUUUGGACAACUUGAUGUCUUGGUUAACAACGCAGGAAUCGUAUUGUUCAAAGAUAUAGAAGAGUACACCAGUGAAGAUUUCGAUAAAGUGUUCAGCAUUAAUGUUAAAGCGCCAAUCUAUCUAACCAAGAUUGCAAGGCCAUACCUCAGCAAAACUAAAGGAAACAUCGUCAACUUGUGCAGCGUUGCGAGAGAGACAUACGCUCGCAAUUUCCUUGUGUAUGGGAUGGCAAAAAUAUCAAUUGCCCAUCUAACUAAAACCAUUGCGGCAGAUUUUACCAAGUAUGGAAUACGUUGUAACGCCGUGUGUCCGGGCGUUGUAGAAACUGAUAUAUACGAAGGCACAAUACCUACAGAUCGCAUGCGUAAGAUCAUCGGCUACAACAUAACUAAACUGAGGAAUCGACUCACAACCAAAAGUGAUGUUUCAGACCUCAUAAGGUUCCUUGCUUCAGAUAAGGCGACCAUGAUCACUGGAGAGUUGAUUACUAUUGACGGGGGACGAUCUUUACUUUAAUGUUCAGUAUGCGAACUCAAUAUUUAUACGGAUUAAAUAUAUUUGCAUUUAAUUUAAUGUCCGCAAUAAAAUAUUUUGGAAAA
Ciona intestinalis (vase tunicate) is the source of this 935-nucleotide messenger RNA. The record is from RefSeq and is a predicted model, not a curated record. Lineage: Eukaryota; Metazoa; Chordata; Ascidiacea; Phlebobranchia; Cionidae.